Acaulospora morrowiae is the source of this 447-nucleotide messenger RNA. The record is from the annotation of a GenBank genome assembly. Lineage: Eukaryota; Fungi; Glomeromycota; Glomeromycetes; Diversisporales; Acaulosporaceae.
AUGGCAACUUUAUAUAGGAAUGAUACCGAUACGGAUUCUAUUGUUGCAUGGAGAAGCAUGACCCUGGAGACUGCCACCCCCUCUUCUACUUCUAUUUCUAGUAUCGAGGAGACUGAUGAAAUAAAAAAAUAUCGUUAUUUUUGGUGGAAAACUGGCAACAUACACCCGAAGGCCAGGUGGGAGAAAGCUACAAAAAUGUCAAGAAAUUUCCGUCACGAAACGGGACAAUCGGCAAAAAACGUUUCGAAUUCUAAUAAAGAAAUCAAAGAACAUUUAUCACAGGAAAAACCAAUGAGCGAAUGUCCAAAUAAUAACAUUUAUAUGUCUGAGAAGCCUUAUGAAAUCGAACCCACUAAAAGUCAGUGUAUAGAGCGAGCAUUAACAAAACAAUUGCGAAGUGAUAGAGAUAUUCUCUCUCCAGCUUCCUCUGAGAUUACAGAGCAUUAA